Molecule: messenger RNA, 2609 nt
Organism: Cicer arietinum (chickpea)
Lineage: Eukaryota; Viridiplantae; Streptophyta; Magnoliopsida; Fabales; Fabaceae
Product: RNA demethylase ALKBH10B-like
Biological process (GO): mRNA catabolic process
Molecular function (GO): mRNA binding; demethylase activity
Source: RefSeq, a predicted model, not a curated record
AAAUUACAUUUAUCAUGGGAGGAGUUCAAAAUAAGAGAUAGUGUGAAUGCAUUAAUUUCUCCAAAUCCCCACAAAAACUCCCAUAUGUUUCCUUCUUUUCAACAUCUCUAAACCAUAAUCUUAACCCUAAUCUUCAUUCUUCACCAAACUACCAUUCACUCUCUCAUCUUUCAUCAUUCCCUUUUCAAUAUUUCAUUUUCAGAUCUCCCCAUCACUUCAAAAUCCUCAAUUUCUCAUCAAAUUUUGCACCUUUUCACUUUAAUUACUCCCAAUUUCCCAUUUCAUUUCGUGAAAUGCAUUGAAUUUUAUAUUAAACAACGUAAAUAACAAAAAAAAAAAGUAUCAAUUUUUAAGAAUAACAUUUAUUGGGUAUGCUUUGAUUAUUUUGGUAGUGGAUUAUUGAUUCAAUUUAGUAAGUUUUCAUGGCAAUGCCAAUGGGAAAUGCAGUUGCACCGGAGAUUAUGCAUUUUCCGGCAGUGGUUACCGGCGGUGAGAUGCAGUACCGUCCACAACAACAACAACAAUGGUUUGUUGAUGAGAGGGAUGAGUUUAUGAUUUGGCUUAGAAGCGAAUUCGCAGCUGCGAAUGCUAUUAUUGAUUGUUUGUGUCACCAUUUGUGUGUUGUUGAUGAGGGUAGUGAGUAUGAUGUUGUUAUUGGUGCAAUUCAACAGAGGAGAUGUAAUUGGAAUCAAGUGCUGCUUAUGCAGCAAUACUAUUCGGUUUCCGAGGUUUCCUAUGCGCUGCAGCAGGUGGCGUGGAGGCGGCAACAAAGGGUGGUAAAGCCGGUUGUUAAGGAGUUUAGGAAGGUUAGGCAAUGGCAGAGGUUUGAGGGUGCUAAUGUUAAGGAAGGUUGUAAUUCUAGUGUAGAAUUGAAUGGUAACAAAGCAAAUUUAUCGGUUAAAGAGACUCCAGUAAUUGACAAGAUUGGAGAACUUAAAUCUGAGGGCAAGGUUGGAACCAAGGAUGAUAAGAGUUCAGAUAUUGGUGAGGAGAAGAAAGAUACUAUAACAAAUCAUCAAUCUGGUAACAUUUUGAAGAGAUCUGGCAAUUCUCAAGGAUCUCUUUCCAGCUCAGAAUGUGAAGCUGUAGGUGUAAAUGAAGGAAUUACAUCAAACUCUAGAGAAAAUGAUUCACAUUCUAUGCAAAACCAAAAUCAGAAAGAGAAUAAUUCUACCAUGGGGAAAGCUUUUAUUGGUAAUGAGAUCGUUGAUGGAAAGAUGGUGAAUGUAGUUGAUGGACUGAAGUUGCAUGAAGAUUUAUUUGAUAGUACUGAAGUUUCAAAACUUGUUUCAUUGGUCAAUGAUAUGAGGAUUGCUGGAAAAAAAGGACAAUUUCAAGGAAAUCAGACAUAUGUGGUUUCUAAAAGGCCGAUGAGAGGGCAUGGGAGGGAGAUGAUUCAGCUGGGUCUUCCCAUUGUCGAUGCUCCACAGGAUGAGGACAAUAUGACAGCAUCAACAAAAGGAAAGAAAAUAGAACCUAUACCUUCCUUGUUUCAAGAUAUUAUUGAGCGCAUGGCAACGUCACAAGUGAUGACUGUGAAGCCCGAUGCUUGCAUUGUCGAUUUCUAUAAUGAGGGCGAUCACUCAACGCCCAACAGUUGGCCGUCUUGGUUUGGAAGACCUGUUUAUAUGCUUUUCCUGACUGAAUGCGACAUGACUUUUGGGACAACAAUUGUCUCAGACAACCCUGGGGAUUAUAGAGGCACUCUCAAGCUUUCUCUUGUACCUGGGUCCCUUCUAGUGAUGCAAGGGAAAUCAACUGAUUGUGCUAAAUAUGCUAUUCCUUCGAUUCCCAAACAACGCAUACUUGUUACUUUCGCAAAGUCCCAACCAAAAAAAUCCCUGCCAAUCGAUGCUCAACGUCUUGCUUCGCCUGCAACAUCACAUUCAUCAGCCGCAUCGAGUAGAAAUCCAAAUCAUCAUAAGUUAGUUCCCAAGCAUUAUUCCACAGUUCAAGUAACCGGCAUACCGCCAGCUCCCUCCCUUCGUGCACCUCCAAACAGCAUGCAACCGUUGUUUGUGCCUGCUCUAGUAGCACCUCCCAUGCAACUUUCUACACCUAUGUUGAUCCCGCCUGGUUCUACAGGAUGGACCACUCCUCCAAGGCACCCUCCUCCUCGAGUCCCCGGUCCUGGAACGGGUGUCUUCCUCCCUCCACCUGGCUCAGCUAAUUCAUCUUUGCACUUGCAAGGUACCUUAACUAAUGUUGGAACUCUAACCACGCCGAUAAAGGAAAAUCGGAAAUCAAAUCACAGCAAUACUAGUGGUUCACCAAAAGGUAAAAUGGAUGGAAAUAUGCAAAGACUAGAAUGCAAUGAAAAUGCAGAUGGAACUGAAGUUGAAAAAGCUAUAGAGGAAGAAGGGGUAAGCAAUGGAGAAACUGUUGCAAGCCAUUGAGAGAUUAGAGAGAAGGAAGGCUUAUCAAAGAAAAGUGAUAGGCUGAGAACUUAAUUUGAGUUUGAAGCAAAUGUAAAACAUUAAUGUUGUUCUCUUCAAAAUCCUUCCUUUCUUUCUUUGCUCAAAUCCUUCCUUUUGUUGUCUUACUAUAUUAAUUUAUAUAGUAACAUAAACCUCAUUCUUAAUUCAGAUUUAGAUUUUUCUAUCAUUGAA